GAAAGUGUGUGUGCGUGUCUCUGUGUGUGUGUGUGUGAGAGAGAGAGAGAGAGAUAAUGGAGGUAGAGAGGGUGCAACCUGUGGCUUCCCAGUCCAUUCCAGAGAGUAGGAAAGAAACAACGGGGGGAGGGAGGGUGCAACCUGUGGCUUCCCUGUCCACUCCAGAGAGUAAGAGAGAAACAAUAGGGGUAGAGAGAGUGCAAGCCAUAGCUUCUCUCUCUAUCCCUGCUGAGAGUAUCCCUGUUGAGUUCAUAAGACCAGAGACAGAGCAACCAGGAAUUACAACCUAUCAUGGACCAGUCCCUGAAAUCCCAACCAUUGAUUUAAGUGACCCAGAUCAGAAGAAGUUGGUUCGUUUGAUAUCUGAUGCUAGUAGAGAGUGGGGGUUCUUCGAAAUUGUGAACCAUGGGAUACCCAGUGAAGUCUUUGAGAAGUUGCAGAAGGUAGGGAAAGAGUUUUUUGAGUUACCACAGGAAAAGAAGGAAGCUGUGGCUAGGAAACCUGAGUCCUCCAGUAGUGAAGGGUAUGGGACCAACCUUACAAAAGGUGAUGAGAAGAAGAGCUGGGUGGAUUUCUUGUUCCAUAACAUCUGGCCUGCUUCAUCUAUCAACUAUCAGUUUUGGCCAAAGAACCCACCUGCUUACAGAGAAGCCAACGAAGACUACGCUCAGCACUUGAAAGGUGUAGUGGAUAAGCUGUUGACAAUCCUUUCUGAAGGGAUAGGACUUGAAGGGAACGUACUAAAAGACGCCGUGGGUGGAGAAGAAUUGGAGUAUCUUCUGAAGAUCAACUGCUACCCACCUUGCGCUCGCCCUGAUCUGAUACUUGGUGUGCCGGCACAUACCGAUAUGUCGGCCUUAACAGUUCUAGUUCCCAACGAUGUCCCAGGACUCCAAGUCUUCAAAGAUGACCGAUGGUUUGAUGCAAAGUAUAUCCCCAACGCUCUCGUCAUCCACAUUGGUGACCAGCUUGAGAUCUUAAGCAAUGGCAAAUACAAGAGUGUCUUGCAUAGGACCACAGUGAACAAAGAGAUGACAAGGAUGUCAUGGCCAGUGUUUUGCUCGCCACCUGCAGAGAUGGUUAUAGGUCCUCUUCCACAACUUGUUAAUGAAGAUAACCCUGCAAAGUACAAGACUAAGAAAUACAAGGACUAUCAAUACUGCAAGCUCAACAAACUUCCACAGUAGAACUACUAAAUAAAGGAUUGAAAACAAGUGUGGUUAAAUAAAGUAGUAGUCCCUUCUUUCCCUUUUCUUUGGGUUUGGUUAUUUGUAAUGUUGUCCUUGUCUUAUAUGGUUUUGUUAGCUUAUUGGUCAUGGUCAUGAAAAGAACUUAUAAAUGAAAGGGGCCAAAUAAAAUUUUUUUGAUAGUUAA
This is a messenger RNA of Macadamia integrifolia, 1374 nucleotides long. RefSeq names its product flavonol synthase/flavanone 3-hydroxylase-like. The transcript is spliced from 3 exons. Gene Ontology annotation, molecular function: flavonol synthase activity. The coding region runs from base 57 to 1187 and encodes 376 amino acids. Gene Ontology annotation, biological process: response to light stimulus. NCBI's taxonomy places the organism in Eukaryota, Viridiplantae, Streptophyta, Magnoliopsida, Proteales, Proteaceae. The record is from RefSeq and is a predicted model, not a curated record.